Messenger RNA from Megalops cyprinoides (Indo-Pacific tarpon), 1719 nucleotides. Its product is annotated as adhesion G-protein coupled receptor G2-like. Gene Ontology annotation, molecular function: G protein-coupled receptor activity. Gene Ontology annotation, cellular component: membrane. NCBI's taxonomy places the organism in Eukaryota, Metazoa, Chordata, Actinopteri, Elopiformes, Megalopidae. The transcript has 10 exons. The coding region runs from base 1 to 1719 and encodes 572 amino acids. Gene Ontology annotation, biological process: adenylate cyclase-activating G protein-coupled receptor signaling pathway; cell surface receptor signaling pathway. The record is from RefSeq and is a predicted model, not a curated record.
AUGGAGCCAGUUAGCCACCCCUCCAUCACCAGGCCAGUUAGCCAUACCUCCACCACCAGGCCAGUUAGCCACGCCUCCACCACCGGGGCAGUUAGCCACCCCUCCACCACCAGGCCAGUUAGCCACCCCUCCACCACCAGGCCAGUUAGCCAUACCUCCAUCACCAGGCCAGUUAGCCAUACCUCCACCACCAGGCCAGUUAGCCACGCCUCCACCACCGGGGCAGUUAGCCACCCCUCCACCACCGGGGCAGUUAGCCACCCCUCCACCACCAGGCCAGUUAGCCACCCCUCCACCACCAGGCCAGCUAGCCACACCUCCACCACCGGGCCAGUUAGCCACGCCUCCACCACCGGGCCAGCUAGCCACGCCUCCAUCCCUGGGCCAGGUAGCCACGCCUCCACUGCCAAGACAGGUAGCCACACCUCCAUCUGCAGCUGUGAAUUCAUCACACAAGAGCUCGCAGGCAACGUCGAGUCAAUAAACACAAACACGGCAAGCGGAGAAGAUGACGUUGAGCUCCAAAUCCCUCUCAGCGCCUUCUCUGCAGCCCUGGGGGACAGCGGCGAGGUGGUGAGCAUCGCUGCCCUCUGGUUUAAGGACGACAGCCUGUUCCCGGUGAACAGGGAGGAUACCCUUCUCAAUGGUCGCGUGGUGGCUAUUGACCUGGGCAAGGAUAUUUCUGGCCUCACUGACUGCAUAAACAUCACUUUUUACCACCAAAAUGCAAGUCUGGUGAGUAAGACAAACGCAAGCUGCGUGUUCUGGGACGUUGCUGAAAAUGGUGAGGCGCACUGGAGCAGGUUGGGUUGUCACUCUGAAACACAAGCGGGGAAGGUCUUGUGCUCCUGUAACCAUCUCUCCUUUUUCGCUGUGCUGCUGGUGAGAAAGGCUCCUGUUGACAUUUCUAGUCCCUCACUCCCUCCCCUUAGCCCCUCCUCCGUCUGGCUUCUCACGCUGUUGUCCAGAAUCGGCAGUGGGGUGUCCGUGGUGUUCCUGACCCUUGUCCUCUUCAUCCACGCAGUCUCCAGGAGGAGUAAAUCUGAGCACUCCCUCAGCAUCCACCUCCACCUGUGCGUGGCACUGCUGUGCCUCAACCUGACCUUUCUCAUCAACGACAGCCUCACCGCUCUGGGUAUUGGGGAGGUCUGCAUCCUCAUCGCAGCGGUAAUGCACUUCUCCCUGCUCGCCACCCUCACCUGGUUCGCCAUCGAGGGCUUCCACCUCUACCUGCUCGUCGUCCGCGUCUUCAACAUCCACUUCAGGAGAUACCUGCUGAAGCUGGCCCUGGCUGGCUGGGGUGAGCUACAGGAGAUUGUCUGCUGUGCCUUACAGAAGCAGUGCUGGCUGAAUGACUCGGUACUGUUUCACCUCACCUUCGGCUUUUUUGCGCUGGUGUUCCUGGUGAAUCUGGUGAUAUUCGUCACCGUGGUUGUGCGCGUUGUACGUGCCCGGCAGCUUAGCCCCGCCCUGCUGGAGAAGGGCGUGACCAAGCGGGACGUCUUCAGCCUGAUCGGCUUGUCCUGGCUGCUGGGUGUGUCCUGGGGUGUGCUGCUUUUUGGGUUCGGGCAGCUCACAGAGGCUGUCUUCUUCAUCUUCUGCACCAUUAACUCUCUUCAUGGCUUCUUCCUGUUCCUGCGCUACUGCUCUCUGACCAGAAAGAAGGGAUCAGCUGACCGGAGGAAGACCACCACCACAACCACCUCGUACCAGUCUUAG